AUGGAGUGGGACCAAGCACUCCACCUAACCUCGAGAGAUGACAUAAGAGAACCCAUUUCUUUCUUUCUUUCUUUCUUUCUCCUUUCUCUGUUUUUGUUGAUCAUCUUAAUUCUUGGCCACUGUCAUGGCUCAAGAACCACUAAUGUCUUCAAAAAGCCAAAGUCUCAGAAUUCAGGCCAUUUCUUGGGUUUCUUGCCAAGAAGAAUACCGAUACCUGCUUCUGGUCCAUCAAGGAAACACAAUGAUAUCGGCUUAAAGAGUUGGGGAUCACCAUGAAGAUGAUCAUAGAGAUUUUGGAAAAGGUGACCAGCUUUUUUUAUUUUUUUUUUCUUUAUUUUGGUUCCUUUUGGGAUGUUCUUCAUAAGUCAAAGAAGAGUUAGUGGGCAAUGUACAUGGGGUUGUUGAUGGCUAAUUCUUUUUUGGAGGUUUGAUGACAAUAUUGUAUUUUUGUUUUUUUAAGGAAAGGUAAUAUUGGGUCUGUAUUCAUGUUUCUCCUUUAUACUCGUGGAGAAGCAUAACACUGUUGGCUUCAUAUUAUAUUUUUUGGUGUGCAUGAAAUGUAGAGAGAAU
Juglans regia (Persian walnut) is the source of this 570-nucleotide messenger RNA. RefSeq names its product protein IDA-LIKE 2-like. Bases 1 to 276 code for a protein of 91 amino acids. NCBI's taxonomy places the organism in Eukaryota, Viridiplantae, Streptophyta, Magnoliopsida, Fagales, Juglandaceae. The record is from RefSeq and is a predicted model, not a curated record. The transcript is spliced from 2 exons. Gene Ontology annotation, biological process: floral organ abscission.